CCAGACCGGACAGGCGGACAGCUCUCCUUCGUUCACCUCUCCUCCCCAAAUUUCUUAAACCCUAAUUACCUCAAAACACUUCAUUCUCCUUAAACCCCCAAUUUUGCAACCUUCUUCUUCUCCAAAAAAAAAAAAAAAAACAACCAUGGCAAAAUCCAAGUCACAAGGGCGUCAAUUGGGCAAGCAAAGGCGGAUACAAGAAGGUGAAGAGAUUGAAUUACUCCAAAAAUGGCUUGAAUUUGGAAAACCCGCAUCGGGUUCGAACCCGCUAUCGCUACCUCCACUGCCCCGCGACUCUCCGGUGGGAAAACUGGGUGAUGAUACUUUCUCAAGGUAUUGUGGGGUUGAAUUGUUCAAGCAAAUGCCGUUGUCGAAGAAAACCAAGGAUGGGUUAAGGGAUUCCAACUUUACUCAUAUGACUGAUGUUCAGAGAGCUUCCUUGCCGCAUUCGCUUUGUGGCCGUGAUAUUCUUGGUGCUGCUCAAACUGGGUCUGGAAAAACUUUGGCUUUUAUUAUCCCUGUUUUAGAGAAGCUAUACAAGGAAAAAUGGGGUUCAGAAUUUGGUGUGGGCUGCAUCAUCAUCUCUCCUACGAGGGAAUUAGCUAGUCAGAUUUUUGGUGUUCUGAAGUUAGUUGGAAGGCACCAUGGUUUUAGUGCCGGUCUUCUAAUUGGUGGUCGUAAAGAUGUUGAUGAAGAGAAGGAACAUGUGAAUGAUUUGAAUAUUUUGAUCUGUACUCCUGGAAGGCUGCUACAACACAUGGAUGAAACACCAAAUUUUGAAUGUUCUCAGCUUCAGAUGUUAGUUCUUGAUGAGGCAGACCGAAUUCUUGACAUAGGGUUCAAAAAAGAUGUGAAUGCAAUUGUAUCACAGCUUCCAAAAAAAAGACAAACCUUGCUCUUUUCUGCGACACAAACUAAAUCAGUUCAGGACCUAGCAAGGCUCAGCUUAAGAGACCCUGAAUAUCUUAGUGUCCAUGCGGAAGCUAUUACUGCUACUCCCAGUGGCUUGCAGCAGACUGCUACUGUAGUCCCUCUACAUCAGAAGUUGGACCUUUUGUGGAGUUUUAUAAAGUCACAUUUGAAUUCCAAGAUUUUAGUGUUCCUAACCAGUCGCAAACAGGUAAAGUUUGUUUUUGAGGCCUUCAAGAAACUGCGCCCAGGUAUUCCGCUGAAGUGUAUACAUGGAAAGAUGAAUCAGGAGAGAAGGUUGGGAACAUAUUCUAAGUUCAGUGAGAAACGUGUUGUUUUAUUCUCAACCGAUGUGAGUUCAAGAGGUCUUGAUUUUGAUAAAUCAGUUGACUGGGUUGUUCAGAUGGAUUGUCCAUCAGAUGUUGCAAGUUACAUACACAGAGUUGGCCGCACUGCGCGAUACACUGCCGGUGGGAAAGCUAUUUUAUUUGUGGAGCCGUCAGAAAUAAAAAUGCUUGAAAAAUUAAAAGAACAGAAAAUUCCAAUAAUUGCAAAAACGAUAAACAAAGAGAAAUUGCAGUCUGUUUCUCCUCUGCUAGCGUCUAUACUAGUGAAGUAUCCUGAUAUGCAACAAUUGGCUCGAAGAGCCUUCAUAACAUAUCUAAAGGCUGUGUGUAAAGAAAAAGAUAAAGAAGUUUUUGAUGUGAUGAAACUUGGGAUUGAUGAUUUCUCGGCAUCAAUAGGUUUACCACUGACGCCAAAAAUUCGUUUCCUAAAUCAGAAAAUCGCUGGCGAAAGUUCUUCAAAAUUAAGCCGAACUGUGGAAAUAGACAAUUCUGCUGCUGAAAAUUUGUUGGAAACUACAAAAACAGAGAGUAGUGAAUCUGAUGAAGAUGAAUCUGAUAAUGACCUUUUAGGAAAAGAGAUUUCGUCUGAAUUGAAGCCAGCAAUAACUGAAAUCGAUUCUGUUGUGCCGGCAACCAGGGUUUUGAAGAAAAAAAAGCUGAAAAUUAAUAUUCACAGACCCGUAGGCACAAGGGUUCUCUUUGAUGAAGAGGGUAACACUCUUCCACCCCUUGCAAGUAUAGCAGAUACAAAUGGGACAAAUGAUUCAUCUGCAAUUGAUGUCGAUAAAGUGCAAGAACGGUAUCAGAAGAUGAGGGAAAUGUUAAAGCAAGAGGAUAAAGUGGACAAGAUCCAUGCUCGUGAGCUCCGCAAAGAGAAAAGACUGAAGCAGAAAAUGAAGUUGAAGAGGGAAAGGACGGAAGAGGAUGUCUCUGAGUCAGAUGAAGAAGCCACUGCAAGCCUACCCAACAAAAAGUCUAAAUUAUAUUUCGACAGUGACAACGAUAGCGACAAUGAGAUGGACACAGAAGAUAAGAAAAAGGUGGAUAUCAACACUAAUAAAAUGUCUUUGGCAGAGCAAGAGGAUCUGGCUCUAAAGUUGCUGGGUUCAAUGAACUCUUAACAUUUGUUUGAGAAUUGAGAGGUGUUAUAAAUACACAAGCAAAGUUCUGUUUCCAAAGGAUGCCUACAGAGCGAGCUUAAUUCAUCUCACUUAUUCCUGACUCUGGAAAUGGCUUGCCGGUGCAUCCAGAUGUGAAUGCUUGGUAUGAUUUCUGAAGUCGAAGUAAAUUCCAACAGUUUUGAAGAGUGAGUAGCAGUGUUUCUUUCAAGGCUCUAAGGGAUGGUUAGUAUUGGUUUGUUUUAGCCCUCCUAUGAGAAUUUUGGUAGAUUAUAGUAUACAUGCAAUUUUGCUCUAUUAUAUUGUACUGUAUCUUAAUAUCUUGACAUGGCUGAGGAUAUUUGAAUGAAAUUUUCUUUAAAUUAAUGAAUGAGAAUUUGGUAGGAA
Molecule: messenger RNA, 2761 nt
Organism: Spinacia oleracea (spinach)
Lineage: Eukaryota; Viridiplantae; Streptophyta; Magnoliopsida; Caryophyllales; Amaranthaceae
Product: DEAD-box ATP-dependent RNA helicase 32
Exons: 8
Coding region: 146-2377 (743 amino acids)
Molecular function (GO): RNA helicase activity; ATP binding; nucleic acid binding
Source: RefSeq, a predicted model, not a curated record